AAAUCCUCAUCUGAACGCCCGUGGGUAGGAAAAGCGGCGAAAAAAAGGGAGAGAGCAAAAACGCGGGUCUGUAAAUCCUCCACGGUCUGUAUCAUUAUCGUUCGUUGAAUCUCUCCGUGUUCGGAGAGCACAAUGGCCGAUCUUGCGCGAACCUCAUGGUACGCGCGUCACGUAAAAUAGUUUUGUGUAUUCUAUUUAUAAUAAUGCCAAAUAUUUUACGACGCGAUAAAUGUGUCGGGUGAUCAGUGAUUGUGCCUGAUGUACACAACAGAUAAACUUCCCGCAGUAUAAACCAAACAAAGUCUUCCUUCGCAUUCACCUGCUGCUCUCGCACGGGGUACCCUCGACCUUUUGAGCUCACCUGAAGAACGCGAUCCGCAAGUUUGGUUAGGUGCCACAUAUUGACCAACCACAACCCAUUUAUUCCAGCAAUAGUAUAAACCCCCUAAAUAUUCCAAUACCAACGACCAUCUCUUCCGAAGCCAACUAAUUUCAAUGAGCUGUGUGUGAUUUGACGCAACGUUGAGCAAAAUUCUGAUAGCCAAUGAAAUGGCGGAACAAGAGCAGCAUGCGCCAGGCUGCAAGCGAAUGUCUUUGGAUAAAAUAAUUGAAUCUAUGACGGCAGAUUUGGAAAAUUCUGCAGGACAAUAUGUCCAGUUUGGCGUAACUCCUCCUUCGCAAACUACUGUACAACCACCACACGGUUGGGGUGAUUACACACCUGGACAAGCUCGACACUAUUUGACUAACCAGCCUCCGCUGUCUGCGCAACCUGGUAGGCAGCCAAUGAAUCCUAUUCCAUCGCCAAUCUACAUGCCAGAGAUACCUCCGUAUGAUCCACCAUCGCCUGACCCCAUGUAUUUUCCACCACAACCGGUUAAUCAUUUGGGUUUGAAUGAGAAUAAUAAUUUGGUCGGAACGAUUGACGUCGGUGGUGGGAAUUACAUUAAUGUGAUUUAUAGAAACCCCACGCAAAUAAUGGCUGAACAACGUCAAUUGAAUACCUUGACGUCUUACAAUUCUCAUAAUGCGGAUCGAGAAUAUGGCCUGUUUGGUGACCAACGGCAAAUGCCGAUAUCUCCUAACUUGACUCCGCAAAGCUCUAACGGGAAACAAUUGAUCGAUAACUUGGUUGGAAAUUGGGUGCCAAAUCAAUCUGGUACUUACAGUCCUUUUGGCGGCUCGCCAAAUGUUACACCAGUACCGCAAAGCACGCCAGAGAUUAGAGAAACUGAAGAAUUACCUCGAAACUUACAGGAUAUUCAUCACAAAAAGCCGAGAAUGGUGGCAGAGGUAAGGCCAAUGCGACCCUCCUAUUCUGAUGUUUUGACCAAAUCUGCACCAACUCCUCCACCCCCGUUGACUCCGCCAGCUACUAAGCCAAAAAUUGAAACCACUGUGAAAAAGAAUUCGAUUAAAAGUGCAAAGAACAAAACCAAGCCAGCUGUGUUAAAGAGACAAAAUUCCUCGGGUAGCGAAGACCAUAACUCACCUAAAAUCCAAGUUCCCAAAAAAGUUUUAGAGAAGAAUAAUUCAAAUUUACCUAGACGCUGGGUGUCACUAGAUAAUCUGGGUUCACAAACAGAAUCUCACGAAUUGAACACGUUUGACAGAUCUGAAAAUAUCGAGAAAAAGAAAAGUUCCAAGAUCUUUAAGAAAGGUGAUAAAAAUGAGACAUUGAAUAAUACAAAAAUACAGAACGGUAGCUCAAAAUGUGCUCCAAAUAUUCAAAAACGUCCGAUACAAAUAAAUAAUAAUUUGACAACAAUAAAUAUUUCAAGUCAAACUGUUUCGCUCGAUAAAAUAGAGAAAAAUCAACAAGCUAAUAACAAAUCUGCAAAAGAUGAUAAGAAAAUUACUAAGGAAAAAUCCAUCAAAAGAUCCCAAGCAGAGAAAACUCAGCAGAUCAAAAAAGGGUACAGAAAUAGGAAGAGAGAAAGCAGAGAAUCACCGGUCAAAGAUUUGUGCAGGAACUUGAAUAAGCACGUUUUUCGAUGGAGCAAAAUUGGAUUGAAAAUUUUUUACUGGCUAUUUCAUUUAAUCUCCGAUGUUGUCAGCAUGAGCGCAAACCUAGUUGCCCAAUUGGGAAAGUGUGCUUGGUUUUACAUGCUUAUAUAUCUGAAAUACUCGUGGGUCUAUAUAGCUGGCACAUUCUCAAAAGUAAAGUUCUUAAAUGCAAUUGGAAAACGAUUAGACAGCUGGAUUGGAUGGAGUAGAUUUGCGUUUUGGGACAAAUUAAAAUCCAAAAAGAAAGAGGAGCAAGAAGAGAACACUAAUUGGAUUCCUGGUGGGUUAGAAGCAAACAUUGCAUUGCCUAGUACUGGCGAAGAAGCUAUGAAGAGAUUACUGGCUUGCAAAGGGAAAGACCCGUACAGUAUAUUAGGUGUCACACCAACCUGCUUUGAUGAUGACAUUAAAAAAUAUUACAAGAGACAAGCUUUUCUAGUUCAUCCUGAUAAAAAUAACCAGCCAGGGGCAGAGGAAGCAUUUAAAAUUUUAGUUCAUGCUUUCGACAUCAUUGGUGAACCGGAACGUAGACAGGCGUUUGAUCAAACUAGACAAGUUGAAGCAGCCUGGGGUGAGCUGAGCGAUCUACUAUCUCAGUUGCAUCGAAAAAUGGAACAGGCUGCAAACACAAUAAGAUGUACAAACUGUGGUCAUAGGCAUAAACGCAUUCCAACACAUCGGCCAUGUUAUGCUGCUCGAUUCUGUGCUCAGUGCAAAAUACGGCACAGUGCAAAGGAGGGAGAUAUUUGGGCAGAGUCUCGGAUAAUGGGAUUUUUAUGGAAUUAUUAUGCCUGUAUGGAAGGUGCGGUAUAUGAUGUUACGGAGUGGGCUGCUUGUCAGGCUGGAAACUUGAAACAUCUGAGAGCCAAUACACAUAGCGUUCAGUACAGAAUUGUUUUAGGGCAAAGACCUCCGCCGCAAACAACUAAUGGAGGUAAAAAGCGUCAGCAAGUGGAUCCUAACACAAGCGAGGCAGAUUUCGAAGAUUUUCUGAAUAAUUUAUACAAUCACAGCAAAUCAGGGAGUGCAUCGGCAACCGGAGAUCCAAAGAGUGAUAAUCGUCGACGUAAAACUAAACGCAAGAAGUGAACCUGAGUGAUAAGAGAUUUUUUGUCUUCUAGAAAUGCAUCCUGUGUAACUGCUGGUUAAUAUACAUACAUAAAUGUACACGAA
This is a messenger RNA of Neodiprion fabricii, 3180 nucleotides long. RefSeq names its product dnaJ homolog dnj-5. The transcript is spliced from 7 exons. NCBI's taxonomy places the organism in Eukaryota, Metazoa, Arthropoda, Insecta, Hymenoptera, Diprionidae. The coding region runs from base 550 to 3096 and encodes 848 amino acids. Gene Ontology annotation, molecular function: dopamine receptor binding. The record is from RefSeq and is a predicted model, not a curated record.